Messenger RNA from Merops nubicus (carmine bee-eater), 756 nucleotides. RefSeq names its product methyltransferase like 10 (gene EEF1AKMT2). Gene Ontology annotation, biological process: peptidyl-lysine dimethylation; peptidyl-lysine monomethylation. Gene Ontology annotation, cellular component: cytoplasm. Gene Ontology annotation, molecular function: protein-lysine N-methyltransferase activity. The transcript is spliced from 5 exons. Lineage: Eukaryota; Metazoa; Chordata; Aves; Coraciiformes; Meropidae. The annotation marks the transcript as partial. The record is from RefSeq and is a predicted model, not a curated record.
CUGGGAUGCUGCGUAUGAAAGAGAGCUGCGGACUUUUCAAGACAUUGGAGAUACUGGGGAAAUUUGGUUUGGAGAAGAGAGCAUGAUUCGCAUCAUCAGGUGGCUGGAGAGACAAAAGGUCCCCCUGGACAGCUCUGUGCUUGACAUUGGAACUGGAAAUGGGGUUUUACUGGUUGAAUUGGCAAAGUCUGGCUACAGGAAUCUCACAGGGAUUGAUUACUCUCCUGCUGCAAUACAACUUUCAGAAAAAAUAAGAGAGAAGGAAGGGCUGUCUGACAUUAAAUUAAAGGUAGAAGACUUCCUGGCUCCAUCAGCUGAGUUGUCAGGAUUUGAGGUGUGCAUUGACAAGGGGACUUUUGAUGCCAUCAGCCUUAAUCCCGAUGACGCUGAGGGGAAGAGGAGACAGUACCUGAGCUCUCUCUGCAGUGCACUGAACCCAGAGGGCUUUUUCCUCAUAACAUCUUGCAACUGGACCAAGGAGGAGCUGCUGAACGAGUUCAGAGAGGGAUUUGAAAUUCUGGAGGAGCUGCCAACGCCCAAGUUUUGCUUUGGAGGAAGAAUUGGAAACAGUGUAACAGCAUUGGUUUUCCAAAGGAAAAAAGUGAAGCCAUCCAUCUUGGACAAAUUAGAUUAGUUGAGAAAAGUCUGAACUUGAAAUCUGACAGAAAACCUCAGACACGUGUGUAAAUAAAUGCUCCUGGAGAACACAGUGAAAUAUUAUGUAUGGAACUCUAAGGGACUAUGAACCAUUGCCCC